Messenger RNA from Gastrolobium bilobum, 1215 nucleotides. RefSeq names its product double-stranded RNA-binding protein 1-like. The record is from RefSeq and is a predicted model, not a curated record. Lineage: Eukaryota; Viridiplantae; Streptophyta; Magnoliopsida; Fabales; Fabaceae. Bases 1 to 1215 code for a protein of 404 amino acids. The transcript is spliced from 6 exons.
AUGUACAAGACGAAGCUGCAGGAGUUGUGCCACCAGAGACGGUGGGGUUUGCCCAAGUACUCCGCCAUGAAAGACGGUCCAGAACACAUGCCAAGCUUUGAGGCCUGUGUCUCCGUCAAUGGCGUCACCUUCAGUUCUCCCCGUGCCUUCAGUUCCUCGAAAGAAGCUCACAACCAAGCCGCCAUGCUUGCUUUUCUCAGCUUAUCUUCUCCUCCACUGGACUCUUCAACACCAACAGCUGAAUAUGAUACAAAAGAGCAAAUUGGAGCAGCAAAACCACAGCACUUUCCAAUUCCAGCACAUUCUUCAGUUGUUAUAGAUGAUAUGGAUCGUCUGUGCAAAAGCCAGCUGCAUAACUAUGCUCGAAGGAACAAUCAUGAUUCACCUAUUUUUACAUGUAAAACUGAGGGCCCGUCUCAUGCCACUCGCUUUAAGGCUAAGGUUGUAGUUGAUGGACAAUCUUUCGAAAGUGCUGCGUUUUUCAACACUAUAAAAGAGGCAGAGCAUGCUGCUGCAAAAGCUGCUUUGAUGUCAUUGUCACUUGAUAUCUUUCAGAAGGCUGAUUCUUGUCCCUUCAAGAAUUUACUGCUGGAAUUAACUCAGAGAGAAGGCUUUUGCAAACCAAUGUAUAAAACUAUGCAGUCUGGUUCUCCUCAUAUUGCAACUUUCUUCUCUAUUGUGGAAGUUGAGGGCAAGGAAUUUCAUGGAAAGGUUGCUAAAUCCAAGAAACAGGCAGAACAUAAUGCAGCAAAGGUUGCAUACAUCGCUUUAAGAGAGUGUGGAUUUAAUAUUGAUGCUGCUCCUUCGGCCUCUCUCAUAGAGAACAAUGCAGUACAAUCAAUUCAUCAAACAGAUGAACUUUCAGAAGUGGACUUAAACAAGAUAUUACCUGGUAACGUCAAAAUCAGCAAUGAGGUGUACAAUCCAUCUUUUCUACAGCCCUCUGAGGAAGACAUGAUGAGCAACAGGAGCACGUCGCCAUUUUCACCAAAAAUUUCAUCUGCAGUUUCACAGCUUGACCUUUCUUGUAAGUCAAAUUCAGGGUCCAACAAGGCAGAGAUUCCCAAACCAAGUAGUUACCUGCUCUGUAACAGGUUCAAGGUGUAUACAUGCUUCCCAGACACUCCAUUCCCUAAGGGAAUCACAGUGCUACCUAUUAGUGACAAUAAGUGGGUUGCUGUGAGCCUGGAAUUCCCAAAUGAUAAAGAUCUUUGA